AUGAGGCACUCAGCUUACGGAGGACUGAGAGGUGCCGUUGCUUUCGCUCUGAUUGCAGUCCUCAAAGACGAGGGAAUUGGAAAUCUACCCCUUCUUAAGACCACCACUUUGUUUGUCAUCUUAUUUACUGGCGCCACAACUAAACCAUUACUUAAUUAUCUGAGAAUUAGAAAAGAGGUGAAAGAAGAGGCACAACUGUUUCAUUUGAUUAAUGCUAAG
This is a messenger RNA of Oppiella nova, 219 nucleotides long. The record is from the annotation of a GenBank genome assembly. Lineage: Eukaryota; Metazoa; Arthropoda; Arachnida; Sarcoptiformes; Oppiidae.